Carassius gibelio (silver crucian carp) is the source of this 1827-nucleotide messenger RNA. Its product is annotated as adhesion G-protein coupled receptor G2-like. NCBI's taxonomy places the organism in Eukaryota, Metazoa, Chordata, Actinopteri, Cypriniformes, Cyprinidae. The transcript is spliced from 9 exons. The record is from RefSeq and is a predicted model, not a curated record. Gene Ontology annotation, biological process: cell surface receptor signaling pathway; adenylate cyclase-activating G protein-coupled receptor signaling pathway. Bases 108 to 1253 code for a protein of 381 amino acids. Gene Ontology annotation, molecular function: G protein-coupled receptor activity. Gene Ontology annotation, cellular component: membrane.
ACCCGGCUGGUUUUCCCUGGUCUGUAAAGAUUCCCAGUGAGGCCUUUAAUAAAUCACGGCAGGAAAACAAUGGAAGUGCAUUUGUUGGAGUUUUACGGUUCAAAAACAUGGGGGAAAAUAAAACUUUGAACAAUGAGAGUUAUGGAAUAACGAUGGGAGCCAAUAUCUCCAACCUAACCGACAAUAUUGACAUGAUCAUUAAAAAGAACGAUGGUCUGACCGGUAAUGUGUCCUGCGUUUCUUGGGAUGGAAAAGGAGAAUUUAAAUGGACAACAUUCGGCUGUGAGACAGAAAUCGACAACACCAUCAUAAAGUGUUCCUGCUCACAUCUGACGUUCUUUGCAGUGCUGAUGUCUCGGCCAGAUGUAAACAACACAGUGCCGGAUCUGGAAUCAUUGACUUUAAUCUCUUCUAUCGGCUGCGGCAUCUCCAUGUUUUUUAUGGCCAUCGCUUUAUUCAUGCAUUACCUGCUACGGAAAGCCAAAUCAAAUCAGGCCACAAAGCUCCUGAUGAACAUGUUUGUGGCUUUGUCUCUACUGAAUGCCUCUUUCUUGUCAAACGAGAGCAUCGCUAACACAGGAGACAACGCUGCGUGUGUCUUCAUAGCGCUGCUCCUGCAUUACUCCAUGCUGGCCUCAUUCACCUGGUUCUUCAUUCAAGCUCUUCAUAUGUACUUAUGGCUCAUCAGACAGAACGUCUCCAUCACAAACUACAUGAGGAAGAUCACCGUGUUGGGCUGGGUGUUUCCUGCUCCAAUAGUCAUAGCUAUUGCUUCUUUAGGAGAAUAUAAAAAAGUGAUCAUAAAAUCAACAUCUGAAAAAAUUUCACAAAUGUGCUGGAUUACAAACUCUUACAUUCACUACAUAGUGAACAUCGGCUACUAUGCUUUAGUUUUCAUCUUCACGACAGGAAUCUUCAUCAUGAUCGUCACUAAAGUCGUUCAGGCCAGAAACAUAAAAGCUGUGGAUGGCAAGAGAAAGACGUUCAGAAAGCAGCUGAUGAUGGUGUUGAGUUUGUUCCUGCUCUUCGGUCUGACGUGGUCUGUGGCGUUCUUCAGUUAUGGACCGAUGCUCGUUCCCUCAUAUUACAUAUUCACUGUGCUGAACUCAUUUCAAGGGUUUUUCCUCUUCCUGUAUUACUACUACAUUCACAAUGAUGUUGCGGGUAGUUUCUCUGAUGAUCCUGAAAACACAGACUCCAACACAACCAUUACUCAAUCCAGCAUUAAUGCUGUAGACAAUAUUUAUCACUAACAUAAUUAAGACAGAAUGCUUUCUUUGUCUCAGACUGAUUUGUACAAUAAUUGUUUAAGGGCAAACUGUGCAUUCUCACCAAAAUCAAGCUCAAAAACAACACAAAGACAUAUGUCACAACUCAAAGAGAAAGACAUUUUUAAUAUAGGGACAGUUCACAAAAAUGACUGAAAAAUUCUAACUGAAACUAUAAAUAUGACAGUUAUUACUUAUGUUUGAUUUAUUGAGCUUUAUAAUCAUCCUUCUGUCUACUAUGUGUUAUCAAGUCUGUGUCAAGGCGACUCAAACAACACUGAACAUCUUUUAACAAAACAAAUUCACAUAUUCAGAAAGAAAGCUAAUUAAACAUCAUUCAUCAUCACGAUGGACAUUUGAGUGGCUUUAAAAUUAUUUACUCACGUCAGUCAAACUUGUAAAUGCGUAAAAGCCUUUCAUUAGAUUAGAAGAUAACACAAGUGGGAUUUAUUGUAAAGAUAUAUUGUAUUUUAUUGUUUCUAUGAAAAAUUUUCAAACUUGGCAUUUUCGGUAUGGGAAUCUGAAUGUAAAUAUUGCUAAUACAUGUAAAUAAUGUCAA